AUGGACUUUCUUCCGGGUUUUCACCCUGUCGGUGUUGCACAGUGGGCCUUAGUGGUCACUUCGAUUGGCAUCGUCCUACUGCUUUCUUUCCUCGUGCUGAACAGCAGGCAGGCAGGUCUUUCCCACAUUCCGGGGCCUUUCUUAGCCCGAUAUACCGAUGGCUGGGCCUUGUAUACUGCCUGGAGAGGCAUACAUUUCCACAACAAAGUCCACGUGCAGCGUGGCCUGCAGGCACGUUAUGGAGAUGUUGUCAGGACAGGGCCUCGCUCCGUCACUGUUUUCGAUCCAGCGGCCGUGCCGGUGAUCUACGGAGUGCGGUCGAAGUUGGACAAGGGCAAUGCCUAUGUUCCAUUCCGACAGGCCGGGAUGACGACUAGUCUGUUGAGCAUUCCAGAUGAGAAGACGCACUCGCAAUACCGCAAGCUCGUGUCGAACGCCUAUUCGAUGACUUCGCUGAAAGGCUAUGAGCCGUACGUCGAUGACAUGGUCAAUCGGUUUGUCGAGGUUUGCAACCAGCAUGCCUUUGCACGUAAACCGAUGAAUUUGAGCUUAUGGUGCCAAUACUAUUGCUUCGACGUCGUUUCCAAGAUCACAAUGGGUAAGCCACUCGGGUCGAUGCAGGGAGAAGGCCAUGAUGCGUAUGGCCUCGUUCAAAGGGUUCGUGCAUUUGGAUUCUACUCCGGCUUGGUCUCGCAAAUGCCGUGGCUGCACAAGGUCCUCCAGGACAACGCACUCAUGAGGAAGACACGUCCAUCACCAUUCAUGAAAGUCGUUGGCGGGACCGUCCAAGCCCGGCUGCGAGCCCCAGACCCUGAAGACCAGCCGCGACCAGACCUGCUUUCACACUUCGUCGCCACCCAUGCAGGUUAUCCAAGUCUCAUGGACGAGAAGCAAGUCCUCAUCAUGACCUCCGGAAAUCUGAUUGCCGGCGGCCUCAGCCCGUCUGCCUCUUUCGAUGAACUGUGUCGUUAUCUCGCAACGCAUCCAGGCUCUCAGGACAAGCUGUACGCUGAACUGCAGCAAGCUCAAUGCCGUCUGCCAGCCUCGUAUGAUCAUGUCAAAAACCUGCCUUAUCUUGAAGGAACGAUCCGGGAGGCCUAUCGCCUGCACUCUUCGACGUCUUUCAACCUGCAGAGAGUAACAGGUACGGCUGGAUUAGAGCUUCCUAAUGGUGUGCAGAUUCCCCCCAACACCAACAUCGGCUGUCCCGCCGGCGCGAUUAAUCAGGAUGUGCGUGUCUUUGGCGCCGAUGCAGCAGUACAACCCCGAGCGGUGGAUGCAGCACGAGAACGAAACGAGUGA
Messenger RNA from Cladophialophora yegresii CBS 114405, 1302 nucleotides. RefSeq lists its product as uncharacterized. The transcript is spliced from 3 exons. The record is from RefSeq and is a predicted model, not a curated record. Gene Ontology annotation, molecular function: heme binding; iron ion binding; monooxygenase activity. Lineage: Eukaryota; Fungi; Ascomycota; Eurotiomycetes; Chaetothyriales; Herpotrichiellaceae. Bases 1 to 1302 code for a protein of 433 amino acids.